This is a messenger RNA of Protopterus annectens (West African lungfish), 5323 nucleotides long. It is a transcript of the gene EHD2, whose product is annotated as EH domain containing 2. Gene Ontology annotation, molecular function: calcium ion binding; protein binding; GTP binding. Gene Ontology annotation, cellular component: plasma membrane; cytoplasm. NCBI's taxonomy places the organism in Eukaryota, Metazoa, Chordata, Ceratodontiformes, Protopteridae. Gene Ontology annotation, biological process: endocytosis; endosomal transport. The record is from RefSeq and is a predicted model, not a curated record.
AGUUUGGUUUCAGACUGGAUCAGGACUUUGGAGAAGCAGCUGUCUUCAUUUUGUUGCUUAGCUUCACUGCAUCUUGGCAAGCCUGUUAUUUCAGUUAUUUUACAGUCUAUUGCAGUGCUGUUUAAACUGUGGCUCAACUUUCUGGAAGUUUUCUGAAUUACAGAACUUGCUGCCUGUCUUUGGGCAUCAAAGAACUUAAUUGUUACAAAGAAAGGAAUGUUCUAACCCAUUCCCACUUCCAUCACUUCACUGUGCAAGUGUUGAGGAAAAAUUCAAAUAGUGACAUUGGUUUCUUUAUAAUUGCUGUGGAUAAAUUUCAGAAGAAAUGUUCAGCUAUGGGAAAAAUGAAAAAAACAAGAAAAACCCAGAGGUUAUUCACACUGUGACAGAAGGCCUGAAGAAUCUUUAUAAGAAGAAGUUGCUUCCUGUAGAAGAGUUUUACAGGUUCCAUGACUUCCAUUCACCAGCCCUUGAAGAUGCUGAUUUUGACAACAAACCCAUGGUUUUAGUGAUGGGUCAGUACUCCACAGGGAAGACUACAUUUAUUAAGUACCUUUUGGAGCAAGACAUCCCGGGCAGCAGGAUUGGGCCAGAGCCAACAACCGAUUGUUUUGUUGCAGUUAUGCAUGGGGAGACAGAGGGGAUUAUUCCUGGAAAUGCUCUUAUUGUGGAUCCCAACAAGCCAUUUCGGAAAUUAAACCCAUUUGGCAACACUUUCUUAAACAGGUUUAUGUGUGCUCAGCUACCAAACAAAGUACUUGAGAGCAUCAGUAUAAUCGAUACUCCUGGAAUCCUUUCUGGAGCAAAACAAAGAGUGAGCCGAGGCUAUGACUUCCCAGCAGUGCUGCAGUGGUUUGCAGAGAGAGUGGAUCGUAUCAUCAUGCUUUUUGAUGCCCAUAAGCUAGAAAUUUCAGAUGAAUUCUCAGAGGCAAUUCAUGCCUUAAAAGGCAAUGAAGACAAGAUCCGUGUUGUACUGAACAAAGCUGAUAUGGUAGACACCCAGGAGCUGAUGAGAGUCUACGGUGCCCUUAUGUGGUCUCUUGGGAAGGUCUUCAACACACCUGAAGUCUUACGAGUUUUCAUUGGCUCCUUUUGGGCAGAACCAUUGCUGAUCCCUGACAAUCGCAAACUAUUUGAGUUAGAGGAGCAGGACCUGUUCCAAGACAUCCAGAACCUGCCAAGAAAUGCUGCACUGAGAAAACUGAAUGAUCUUGUCAAGAGGGCCCGACUUGUGAGGGUCCAUGCUCAUAUUAUCAGCUGCCUAAAGAAAGAGAUGCCAUCAAUGUUUGGAAAAGAUCACAAGAAAAAACAGCUAAUUUCUAAACUUCCUGUCAUCUUUGCAAAGAUACAACUGGAGCAUCAUAUUUCCCCAGGAGACUUUCCCGAUAGUGAAAAGAUGCAGGAACAACUGAUGGUCCAUGACUUUACAAGGUUCCAUUCACUGAAGCCCAGGAUGCUUGAAGUCUUGGAUGAAUUAAUGACCGCGGAUAUUGCCAAACUAAUGCCUCUUCUUCGCCAGGAAGAGAUAGAAACCCCAGAUCAGCUUGUCAAAGGAGGAGCCUUUGAUGGUACCUACAAUGGACCAUUCAUGGAAGGUUCCACUGAGGGCAUCUAUGAGGGCGCUGAUGAUGAAGAAUGGGUUGUCACAAGAGACAAACCAAAAUAUGAUGAAAUCUUCUACACCCUUGCACCUACUGAUGGAAAACUCAGUGGCACCAAGGCCAAGAAUUGGAUGGUCACUACCAAGCUACCAAAUUCAGUGUUAGGGAAGAUCUGGAAGCUUUCAGAUGUAGAUCGAGAUGGCAUGCUGGAUGAUGAAGAGUUUGCUUUGGCUAGCCAUCUGAUUGAAGUGAAGCUGGAUGGACAUGGGCUGCCACCAGAGCUGCCAGGGCAUCUUGUCCCACCAUCCAAAAGGCGACAGAAGGGCACAGCUGAGUAAACUGUAUAUUCAACCUCUUCUGCUAAGGGCUACUUUCUCUAGUCUAAUCUCAUUCAGACUGCUCUAAUUAAAAUAUACUUUGGCAAACCAUAGUUUAAUAGUAUGUGUGACACAAUAGCUAGAAAAAAAGAUUAUCUUAAGUUCGGUAGAAAGUCAGAGUUCAUUUUUGUUAGAGCUGUUGCUGAAAUACCCAUACCAAAUAUACUUAAAUUAAUAUGACUGACUUCACAGGUUUUUGUUUCUUGUUUUUUUCUCUCUCAUCUGGUCCCAUUUUCAUUGUUAUGAGUAAAAGCCAAGUCAGUGUUCAUAGUCAUUUGCAGUUGCUUUUAAUCAAUAAAGACUGAUUCCAGAGGCCAUUGCUGCCUACCUCAGCUAUGCGUUGUGAAACAUAUGAAAUCAUCUUUAGAAGAUGAAGUAUUUAAAGUUCUCCAUUUGAGUGGGCUCUGUAAAGUGUCAUAUAAUUACUCAACUAAACUCAGCAUUCCAUUCAGCAAAGAUUGAUUUCUGUUUAGCCGAUAAUAAAUGACUUUUUUCCCUGUGUUGCAUGUCUGUUAUAAAAUGCCCUUCCUCCUUGUCCCAGCUGACAUGAUCCAGCUGAAAUAUCUCACCUACUAGCACCCUAUUGGCACAGUCAUUCCUAAGAUGAGGAUAGAAUGAAUGCUCAUUCAUUCCCUGUUUCAGGUGAGGGCACUGAGGACCUUUCAUUCCUAGCCUAAUUACUGCCAACAGUCUGAUGUGGGAGCAGGCUGACAUGCUCAUUGUGUAGACUGACGUAGCCUUUCUAACCACAUGCAACUUGCAAGCUCUGCUUUAGUUGCUUUUUGGAGGUGUACGUGUGCUGCCAUAUAUGCUAAUUUUCCUGGCUAUAUCACACAUGGCUGGCAGAUCUGUUUUUUAGGCCAAAUGCUAAACCCAAAGAAAAUAGCAUGUGAACAUGCAGCCAGCCAGAAACUCAAAUUAAAAGAAAAACAGCCCACAUAGUGCUGUACUUCCUGAAGGAGCCAAAACAGUAAAUGUUCAAAAACAAGCUCAAAAGUCACCUUCCUUAGGAACAAGCCAUAAAACAAUACUGUGAAUGACUGCCAGUCAGAAUUUAAGGGGUGAAAUAGCAAAAUCCACUUUAAUAUUAAAAACAAUAAAAUGGUUGAGUACUUUCAUCCAUUAAUUAUAGGACUUCAUCAUUUUUUAUAUUUUCAUAUACAUUUUUUUUUAUUUUACACUAAAUGUAAUUCAGACUUUGAAUUUCUGUUUUACUUUUGUUUGCAUUGCAUUUAUUUAUUGAAUACCUCACACUUAAGAAACAACAAGGAGUAUUUUCUUAUCAUUUGAACAUGAACAUGUGACUCUUAAGAGUUUACUUAAGUAGGUGCACUUCUUGAUUUAAGCGGUUCUGGUAAGUCCUAGAAGACAUAUACCUUCAGCUUGCCAGUAACUGCUGUGUUACAAGAAUCCUCAGUCUGCAAGAUGCUUGGCCAUCUCUGAUUGGAUUUACUUAUAUAACAAAAUAAAAUAUAGAAAUAAAACUACAGGCAAUAUAUAUAGCUUUUUUUUCACUCACAGACUAGUUACAAUCAGAGGGAAACAACCAUAUAAAUACUUAAAAGAAUUAGGUACAAGAAUGAAUGUAAAAGCCCAUUUAUACAGGAUGAAUAAUACUGCUGCAAUCAAACAGGCACAAAUAUAAGCUCCUUCAGGUGUAGAAAGCACAUUAGUGGUGUGCCAGCCUGUUAACAUUAGCAGUGUACUUAAAUUAUGCCUCAGUUUGAAGAAGAACCUUAAAAUGUUCAUCAAAAGACAGAACAGUGGAAACAACUCAAUCUGUACUAGGGAGAACGGCAUACCAUAGGGCUCCUAAACAAGAAUCUUAGUUGCAUUAAAAUUGAAUCACCUAUUUGUGAUGUGAGUUGUUGCAACUCAUGUCAGUUUGCUAUAGCUAGAAGAUAUAUGAAACAAUUUAUUGGAGGAAGUGGCCUGUCUGAAAUCAGUGGCUAUAUUUCCAGUAGGACAAAUGUAAGGACACACUGUAAACCACAGAUAGACUGGCAGCAUGGGGGGGGGGUAUAUAAUGCUAAUUUUAUUACUUUCACAGUAUAACAGUAAUACUUAAACAGACACACUUAGCAAGGAAAUGUCUGCAUGCAAGUUCUUUGUUUUUAUGUAUAUAAAUAAAAUAUUCAUAUGACAAUGUGAAGUUUUUUAAAGAAAAUGAAUGCAGUGGUAAGCCUUAUCUGUUACAAAUAAAGGCUGGAGCUGUGACCCUAACUGAUUAUAUAUUGCAGGUUAUUUUCUUUUAUGUUCAACAUAAUGCUAAACUUCAAAGGCAUUAACAUACAUCAUUGUUAAAGGUAGAAUUAUAACUCAGUCCUCAGUACAAAAAUAGUUUGCAAAGCACUGGAUAGGUAGAGAUUAAUAUGUUAUGAGAACUGUAAGACAAACACAUUUGGCUUUCUAAAAUCCUCAGGACCCUGGAGUAUAUUACCAAAUUUACUUUAAUUCUGACUAUUGUUUUCUUAUUGUUUUAACUGUUCAAACUUGCAUAAUUCUGCUAGGGAAACAGCAUUAAGGAUCCACUGGCAGACACGUUAGUCAUCCUUAGUAGCAGUCUCUCAUUAGAAAAAUGAAAAUAAUUGUACAUAAUCGUAAAAAAUUAGAUAUGCUGACUACAACUAAUCUAUUUCUUAGUGCAUUUGAGACACCAUUGGCAGGAGUGCAUGUAUUAAAUUCUCAGCAUCUUCUAUGUAUGACCAGGCAAGAUUUCUUCUGCAGUGAUCUAAGCAAUCUCAUACUAGAAGACAUACAUUUUUAGCUUUCCAUUAACUGCUGUGUUACAAGAACCCUCAGUCUGCAGGGUGAUUGGCCUUUUCUGAUGGGAUACAUCAUGAGUUUUGGUAUGGGGAGGAUGAUAUACUGUGCCUGGGGUGCUCUGACACUCCAAAACUUCAGCAUGUGCCACUUUUUUUACACUGUAUUAGAUCCAGCUGCAAAAAUGUAAAAAGCUUGCCCCAAAGAUGUAAUUACAUCUAACUCUCUUUAGUUGCUUGCUUCCUAGGUAUUGUUUCACAUUGUGUUAUGAAUCUCCAUUCUGCAUCUGUACUGCUUUAGUUAGAAUUAUUAAACAUUUAUGGAUACAUAUGUACUUUCAGAGAUAGGAUUGCUUACGUAUUAUAAGUAAACAUGAAUACUGAGUUAGACUGCUAGAUACAAAUCAAAGGACCACUUUUGUAUGUUCUGGAUGUUACCUUGUGCUGCUUUUUGACCUGUACCAGGAUGGACUACGUGCUGUAUUCUGUAUACUCACUUUGUAAGUGCUAUUGUGCGGUUGUCACUGAAAUGUAACGUUGUACUCUUGGUGCUACUGCAAAUAUUAUUAAAGUAAUUAUUAAA